Drosophila mauritiana is the source of this 2287-nucleotide messenger RNA. It is a transcript of the gene Pal1, whose product is annotated as peptidyl-alpha-hydroxyglycine alpha-amidating lyase 1. Gene Ontology annotation, biological process: peptide metabolic process. Bases 151 to 1803 code for a protein of 550 amino acids. Gene Ontology annotation, molecular function: protein binding; catalytic activity. The record is from RefSeq and is a predicted model, not a curated record. The transcript is spliced from 6 exons. NCBI's taxonomy places the organism in Eukaryota, Metazoa, Arthropoda, Insecta, Diptera, Drosophilidae. Gene Ontology annotation, cellular component: extracellular region; membrane.
CUACCUGCGCCGCUGAACACAUCACAUCUCAAUCGCAAGCAAAGAUGGCCGCGUCAUAAGUAGAUUUGUAGUUCCAAAACGAGACGAGCCGUUUGUUUACGAGCACAACUACGCCGGACUGGAUCUCCGCCAGCAUUCGGGCAGUUAUAUAUGUACAUUCGAAGGGACUCCAAAGCAAUGAAAUCCACCGACAGCGCCAAGUGCCUGGGCAGCAAGUCCUUGGCAAUCUGUUGCCUGCUUCUCCACCUCCUACUCUGCAUUCGACCAGCAGUGUCGCAGACUCAAAGUCCAUCGCGUUAUCUGCAUAAUGUGGACAGCAAUAAUAACAACAACGAACGCCUGCACCAGAUACUCAAGGGAUCCGGAGCAGGAUCGGGAGCCACGCAGCUCAACUGGCCACAGCCGCCGAAGCAAACUGUUCCCGACGUCAAGACUGAGCUGGCCAAGCUAAACAACACUUACGUUUACCAGAACGCCUGGCCGGCAAACAAUGUGAAACUGGGUGCAGUGACAGCUGUAAGUUUCGACAAGGCCGGCAACGUGGUAAUCUUUCAUCGCGUGGACCGCGUCUGGGGACAGACCACAUUCGAUAACAGGAACCAGUACCAGGAGAAGUACCGCGGGCCCAUCAGGGAGAGCACCGUCUUGGCACUGGAGCCCGCAACAGGCAAAGUGCAAUACGACUGGGGCAAGAACUUUUUUUACAUGCCCCAUGGCCUGACCGUGGACCCCGAAGACAACGUUUGGUUAACAGACGUCGCCAUGCAUCAGGUUUUCAAGUUCCCGCCUCGUGGAGGCGAUGGAAAACCAGCGUUGACUCUGGGCGAUGCCUUCCAGCCCGGUUCAGGACGCAAAUUUUGCAAGCCCACCUCGGUGGCGGUGUUGGAUAAUGGCGACUUCUUCGUGGCGGAUGGAUACUGCAAUGCUCGCAUCCUUAAGUACUCACGAACAGGCGAACUGAUCCUCUUCUGGGGACAGAACACCUUCUCUGGCAUAUCCUACGACGUGGCGCCCCAGAACUUCUUCGCGAUUCCCCACGCUCUGACUCUCGUCCCAGAGUUGCAGCUACUCUGCGCAGCUGAUAGGGAGAAUGGGCGCGUACAGUGCUUCCUCUCGAGCAAUGGCACCUUUCACUCACAGUACCACAACCAGCUGAUAGGGGACCGCCUCUUCAGCAUGGCUUACACCCCGGCAGCGGGUGGGCAGCUGGUCAUUGUCAACGGACCAACCGCCGAAUUAGGCAUCCAUCCUGAGCACUACAACGAGGUUCACGGCUUCGUGCUAAGCAUGCGCAGCAAGCAACUGGUGUCUAAGUUCGGCCCCAAUAACCUCCAGUUCCAGAACCCGCACGACGUGGCCGUUACAGCCGACGGCAAUGAGAUCUACGUGGCCGAGCUGAAUCCAAUGCGUAUCCACAAGUUCGUGCACCGAUCACUGGCCAAACCAAUGUCCUUGUCGGCCAGCAAGGACUCUAGGGACAGCGCUAUUAGCCAAGCUGUGGGAGGGGAUCAGGUUCCCGCAAUGGCUGUGCACCACCCGAGCGGCAAGGCCAUCCUAGUGGCUUCGCUCAUGCUCCUUUUCGCCGGCUCUACCUUUGCGUUGGCUUUGAUCUUCGCGCGGCGAAGGAAACGAGGUUGCCUGCCUUUCGGAGCCCGCAGUCGUCGCCACGCGUGGGAGAAAAGCGAUGGCUUCAAGCUGGGCGGACUUCUCGAUCGGGAUCGCAACGGAUUCGAGAAGCUGGACCAGCAGGCCAGCGACGAGGAGCAGGAGACGAAGACACUGGCGAGUGCCCAGUACGCCUAGGCGAAGGACCAAGACUUACGCAGCUAACAAAGCAUUCCUAGUUCUAACUACCUGUACCUCAUUGAAAUACCGACCUAGUUUUACGCGAGCUAUAUGUGUGUACUUUAGGUGACUUUAUUUACCUUCCUUGUGGUGCAUAUCGCAGAGAAUUCCGAUCGGGGUGUAUUUUAAGUUGAUUUAUUGAGCCGUUUGUUCAAUAUAUUUUAAACAGCUUAUUUAUGGAAACUUCUUUUGAAGAACCGACUAUGCGACUAUUUUUCGGUUAUUUAUUACUUAGUCGAAUUCUUGAUUUAAAAGAAUAAAUUUUUAAAAUGUAUGCCUAAACAGCUCGAAAAUAUCUGAGAUAUUGUAGGUGCCACUAGAGUCUAGUGACUUGACCACAUCCUUUUAAUUUUUUUCGAAUCAAAUCGAAGUUCUCCGCGAAUGCGCCUUUUAUAUACUGCUAUUAAUUUGCCAAAAGGAAUAUAGUCGUAUGAAUCUGUCA